Fulmarus glacialis (Northern fulmar) is the source of this 624-nucleotide messenger RNA. RefSeq names its product NADH dehydrogenase (ubiquinone) complex I, assembly factor 6 (gene NDUFAF6). Bases 1 to 609 code for a protein of 202 amino acids. Gene Ontology annotation, biological process: mitochondrial respiratory chain complex I assembly; biosynthetic process. The transcript has 6 exons. Gene Ontology annotation, cellular component: mitochondrion. Lineage: Eukaryota; Metazoa; Chordata; Aves; Procellariiformes; Procellariidae. The record is from RefSeq and is a predicted model, not a curated record.
AUGGAUGUUUUAUUUGAUAAUUUUCAGGCUGUCAAGAGGCAUAACUUGACUAAAAUGUGGUUCAUGAAGAUCAUUGAUGAAAGAGAGAAGAAUUUGGAUGAUAGAGCAUACCAUAACAUCCAGGAACUUGAAACGUAUGCUGAGAACACUCAGAGUGCUCUCUUGUACCUCACCUUGGAAAUGCUGGGUGUGAGGGACAUCCAUGCUGACCAUGCAGCCAGUCACAUUGGGAAAGCGCAAGGCAUAGUUACCUGUUUAAGAGCAACUCCGUAUCACAGUACAAGACAAAAGGUCUUUCUUCCCAUGGACAUUUGUAUGUUGCAUGGAGUUUCACAAGAGGAUUUCAUAAGAGGCAAGCAAGAGAAAAAUGUGAGAGAUGUAAUUUAUGACAUUGCCAGCCAGGCCCAUAUUCAUCUAGAACACGCUAGAUCUUUCAGUAAGAAAGUUCCUGUGAAGGCAUAUCCUGCUUUUUUCUGUACGGUUGCUUUAGAUGAUUAUUUAUGUAAUAUGCGAAAAGUGGACUUCAAUAUAUUUCAUCCAAGCUUACAAAAGAAGAGUACGUUAUUACCAUUGCAUUUAUAUAUUAGAUCUUGGAAAAAAACAUAUUAAAUUUUUUUUAAUAUG